Messenger RNA from Anisakis simplex (herring worm), 459 nucleotides. Lineage: Eukaryota; Metazoa; Nematoda; Chromadorea; Rhabditida; Anisakidae. The record is from the annotation of a GenBank genome assembly.
AUGGAUAUCGGUACUAUUGUUGAUGAAGUGAUUGAUCAGGCCGAUCUUAUGAGGUUCGCUAAGGUCUAUAUUGACCAAACGACUCGUGGUAGUCCAAGUGCUAUGGUAGUCUUCUCGUAUGCUCACGCAUUGAUCAAAUCGAAUAAAGAAGACGUCAAGAGGGGUAUUCAGCUUCUUGAGGAUUUGAUGAGACGCGAUACAGAGGACGUUUCAAAACGAGAUUACAUCUACUAUCUGGCCAUUGCACAUACUCGUCUUAAGCAAUAUGAUCGUGCACUGGCUUAUAUCGACAUAUUGCUGAGUGCCGAAUCGCAUAAUCGUCAAGCAAUCGAGCUGAAGCAACUCAUUCAAAAAAGAAUGCGAAAUGAUGGGAUUCUGGGAAUGGCAAUAAUCGGCGGAGGUUUGAUGGUUGUCGGAGGACUGGUCGUGGCGGCUAUAUCAGCUGCCAAAAGUAAAUGA